AUGAAUCAAGUUAUAUACGACACGUUCUUUGCUUCAGGGCCAGUAUGGAUUCUCCUGUUGGCUCCUUUUUUUCUAGCUCUGGGGUAUGCCGUGACAGCCCUCACAAGAUCCGAGCCUAAGCAACCAAUUGAAAAACAACGCUUAGAACAAGAAAUCGAGCCUUUGAGAGAUUUUGAUUUCCGCAAGGUAGCCCCUAUUAAAUACCAACCAUACAAAACACAGGGCCAUGUCACAAUGGGAAUCCAAAAGCGCACUCGUUCGGAGUGGAUUCGAAUGGAUCGUGGCUACUUAAAUCGAAUUAAUGAGCGUUUGCCGCUGAUUCGAGACAAGCCGGAGUUCACCAUUGGCGCCGGCGAGAAGGUUAACCCUGCGAUUGAGGAGCUAUAUGAAGAAAUCAUGAUUAAAUACUUACCUGCUAGAUUCCCAACCAUGUUCAAAGCUCGCGGAAAGACGGUCAAGAACCUGGCAACUGGCUCAACUUACCCGCUUACAACUGUAGGGUUGACUCAUGCCCAAAUGCUAGCAUACAUGGGAGAAAACGUCGAGGAAGACUUUUACUUCAUGUGUCCCGACCAGGAUGGACUAUAUCGCCUGCAAGGCUAUAUCGCUUGUUUUCCUGGAGGCUUUUUGAGUCCAGCCCGAGUUGGUGAAUCCGUAAAGGAAAUUCACAAACCAGUUCCGGGUUACGAAAGGAAGCUUGGGCUUAGCGUGGACCGUUACUUCGGUCGGAUGAUACCCGGAGACUUUAUUGGACGUAUGAAUUGGUCGUUACAAGUCGAUGGAGCCGACUUGUUCCGCACCGAUGGAAACAACUACUACCCCGGAACUGAGCAGGUAGUCGAAGAAUACAAAGAGGAUCCAUCCCUUGACGAAUGUUUCUUGCGCGUGGAACACCAAACACUCACGAAGCUGCCACGUACCAGCGCAGUUAUAUUCACGGUGAGGUCUUACAUGACCCCACUUCAUCAAGUGAAGGCCGAGGGAGAUGGAAAGGCGCUGGCAGCAGCCAUUGAAUCCAUGCCUGAAGGGCUUGGCUAUUACAAGAUGCGCCAAUACUGGGGCAAAAAAGUACUUCCGUGGCUGAUGGAAGAUAUUUAG
Molecule: messenger RNA, 1098 nt
Organism: Annulohypoxylon maeteangense
Lineage: Eukaryota; Fungi; Ascomycota; Sordariomycetes; Xylariales; Hypoxylaceae
Exons: 4
Coding region: 1-1098 (365 amino acids)
Source: RefSeq, a predicted model, not a curated record